Messenger RNA from Gossypium raimondii (Peruvian cotton), 890 nucleotides. RefSeq lists its product as uncharacterized. NCBI's taxonomy places the organism in Eukaryota, Viridiplantae, Streptophyta, Magnoliopsida, Malvales, Malvaceae. Bases 114 to 737 code for a protein of 207 amino acids. The transcript has a single exon. The record is from RefSeq and is a predicted model, not a curated record.
GGCUCAGCAUCUCUUCAAAGUUGAAAGCCUGAAAAACUCUCUUGUCUGUUGGAUAAAAAAACCUUUCUCCUUGUAUCUCUCAAAUCUCUUCGCUGAUCAUCAAAAUUUGAAGUAUGAAGAAACUCUACCGUAGAGGCAUGGUUCAUCCAUCACCAUCGAUCACGACCGAUCAUCUGUCUUUCCUCCCGGCUACCAUAUUAACCCUUUCUGCUGCUCUUUCCCCUGAAGACAAACAAGUCUUGGCCUAUCUCAUCUCUUGUUCCAACAAUGAUUUUGGCAACUUUUCAGGCCGCCGUAAAAACACUCCAAAACCCCAAACUAAAAGGAGUUUUAGCAGCAGCAGUAGUGACCAUGAUCAUCCCCCACUUUUCACCUGCGAUUGUUUCAGGUGCUAUAUGAGUUACUGGGUCAGGUGGGACUCGUCCCCCAAUCGGCAGCUGAUACACGAGAUCAUCGAUGCUUUCGAAGACGAGGUGGCGCAAAGCAAGAAGACGAAGAGCAAGAAAGAAAGGAAGAAGAAAGGCGGUGUUACUGGUGGGUCUUGCAGUUCGAAACGACCCGAUUUGAGCUUACGGAAAGGAGAUUCCGGUGAGUUGAAAACAGUGGAACAGAGCAGUAACAGCGUCGACGGUGGUAAUGGUGGUGGGGAUGAUGGUCAAGAAGGAAUAGAAAAAGGUUCAGUAAGGGGGUUGGUUAGCUUCAUAGGAGAAAGGAUUUGGAACGUUUGGGGCCAAUAAAUCUAGGCGAGAAACAAUAAAAAAAAUGAAAUUUCUCAUCUUUCUUUCUAAUUAAUCCCCCCCCCCUUUUUUUUUGUAUAUUAAGCCCUUUUACAAUGUAAAAAUGGGUAGUUUUUAUCUUAUAAAAGCAUCAUGUUUUUGUUGUUCUUUGAA